This is a messenger RNA of Anopheles marshallii, 2148 nucleotides long. Its product is annotated as mucin-12-like. Gene Ontology annotation, molecular function: actin binding. The transcript is spliced from 2 exons. The record is from RefSeq and is a predicted model, not a curated record. NCBI's taxonomy places the organism in Eukaryota, Metazoa, Arthropoda, Insecta, Diptera, Culicidae. Bases 1 to 2148 code for a protein of 715 amino acids.
AUGACUCCACCACCGCCACCGCCUCCGCCCGGACCCGGAGCCACAGCUUCUAUUGCUCCAACAUCACCCAACGGUCCAGCAGCUGCCGCGGCGGGAGCGCCGAAAGUCAUCAGCAACGGUGGAGCUCCAGCGAUCGCCGACCAUAACGAUCAGCUGAUGGCUGCCAUUCGUAAUGGGAUCAGCUUGAAACCGGCCAAAACUAACGACCGUAGUACGCCGGCGUUCAUCAAACAAGCAAACGGUGUACUCGAUGAUAAUGAUGAUACUACGUCGUCGGUUAGCUACGACAAAUCUACCUCCAUAGAUGAGAUGAAGGAUGCGCUACAGGCCGAGCUGCGCAAUACGCUCAAGCGAAAGAUCAAGAAACAAGACCUGGAGGAAGGCGACGGUAGGAAGAAUGAAGAAAUCGAGCGUUCCAUUGAACAUACGCGCAAUGAGGUACAGCUUAAACUAAACGGAUCAUCACCAACGCCCAAUACGCCCAAGGUUGAAAAUCCACUGAAAACCAUUGUUGAUAUUGUCGAUAAGGAGCGGGGUGUAGUGGUCGCUGCUACCAAACAGGCCAGUCCUGUGAUGACACAGAAAAAACCUGCUUCGGUACCAUCAACUCCAACAGUCCAACCAAUUUUUAAUGGUACCUCCACACUCCGUAAGGUAUCGGCAGGCCAAUACCCUAAUCAAAAUGGAACUACCACAGUCAUUCAAAUUAAUCCUUCAACGCGCAACAAUACAACGCCAGUAGUCCCGACAGCGAUCACGAAAACUAGCGUGCCGUUGAAUGCCUCGCCGGUGCUUGGUACUAACACCACGAAAGCAACCAAUGGUGCUGUAGGGCUUAAAAGUCCAACGUCUGUCCAAGUGGGCAAAGUGAUCUCAAACGGAUCUUCGACUAUUCCAAAAGGUUCUACCCUAGCAUCGAGUGUACCUUCCAAAGUUAAUGCUAGUCAAACGGUUUCUUCGGCAAAGGCAAUGCCUGAACGUACUAACACGGUAUCAGCUAGUACUGUUAAAGUGGCGAAUGGAAGCCUUCCUUCAGGUGGUGUUGUUUCCAAUGCGAACGGGACCGCAUUCAAAAAUAAUAGCUUCCAAUCGAAGUUACCUCCAACAAGUCCGGCAAACGACUCAAACAAAACUAAAGGAGGAAUUUCUUAUUCGAACACCCUCCCUAGGGCAAAUGGGAUAUCUUCCACCAAGGCCCUAUCCAAUACGUCGACAGGAGCUAUUCCAGCCACGUACACUAGCUCCGUGAAAGUGACGAUUGGCAGUUUUGGAGAUAGUGUGCGUUCUACUUCCAACACAGCAGCCAGUCCUGUAUCACGGAACGGUACCCACACCAAAUUCGAACCGCUUACAAUCGACACAUCUUCCAAUGGAGGUUCCACUAACGGCACCUCGUCACCGACAACUCCCAAGGAAUUGCUCUCACCCCAAGUAAGAAGUGGGGCAGCAUCCAUACGACCCUCCCAGAUUCGAACGCUAACAAAGUCGGGUAGUGUUGUUAGCCACACAGAUAUCCUGGAAACAUCGAAACCAGUCACAAAGUUACCGGUUACGUUGGUUGAACCUGCACCAGUACUUACCGCCGCCGCUGCCGUGUCACCACCUCCGAAGGCAUCUGUCAAUACUGCACCACUUCCAACGCCGCCCGCUAAAGAGCGUACACCACUCUUCGAAAAGGCAAACAAAGAUGCACCGAAGAGCCCAAUGAACCGAUGGGCAGAAAGUGGUUCAAUUUCCGGUGGAACUGCACGCAAACUGCUGCUCACACACGGUCGACCGAACUUCACGAUUAAGCGUUCGAACUCACGGCAGGGUUUCGAUGUGGACGAACCGGACAUGAAGGGUGAAUACGUUAAACCCGUGUUUCGCAUUCUAACUGAUUUGGAGAAGAUGGAACAGCAGGAUGACAAUAGUCGCCGUCAGCAGCAGCAGCAGCAGGCAAGUCAGGUUGUGGCAAGUCAACCACAACAAACGUACGUUUCCUUUGCGAAAGAUCUCUCCAACGCACCGAACAAUCAUCCAGAUUUGGUCGCUGUGACUAAACCGAGCACCAGCUCCAAUGUUCCAUCGGAUCCAUUCCUAGCAAACCUGAAGGACAUUAAGAUUGACAUUAGCGAGAUGAAGAUAGUUAACGCGAAGAAUGCAUAG